UAUGACGGUCUUAAGACGGUUAGCAACGACAAGAAUCGAGAAACGGACCCCAGAUCGAAAACAUGGAUGACCAUACAGUCAUAUACAACAUUCUGGAUGGGUUGUCGGAAUCAGACUUUAAAAGGUUCAAAUCAUGCCUCAGUAAACCCAUCCUGGAGGGCUUCACACCGAUUCCAUGGCGCAAACUUGAGAAGGCAGACGUCACUGAUGUGGAGCGUCUCAUGAACCAACAUUAUGGAGGCAGAGAAGGCAGCAUGGAGAUGACGAGGCAUAUCAUGAGCAUCCUUUACCCACCAGGGAAGAGCUCACAAGAUGUGUCUGCUGCAUCCACUUGGCAGACGUUGAGACCUGAUGAUGCCCUGGAGGGGGAUAACAAAAAAGAGGAAAAGAAGGAAGAGGAAGAUGACAGCAACUUCAUUGGUACCACCCAUGUAGCCAACGCCACAGAAAGGCCAGUGAGGGUGUACUUCAGUGAAGAGAUCAUUGAGACCAUAUUGGUCACCAGCUCAGACACAUGGUGGCCAUGGCAAGACAAAAAAGUUCUUUUCAGACCCAACUCUUGCGACCCCUACUUAUGUGUUCCAGCAAAGACAUACGAGAGACUUUCAAAAAGAGGACCCUUUUACGUCAGCGUCUUCUUAGAGAGCAGCAGUGCCAGUGGUGAAUGUGCAAAGACCAUCGCCGAGAAUGUUCGCAUCCCCAACAACGGGUCCUUCAUCAUAACAAAAAAACACACGUUUGAGAGGCAGAAGUUAGAUGCCAAUAUUUGGAAGGAUGAGCAGGGUAAAAACCCUGAACGGAAUUACGCACCUUCCUCCAGUGACCCCCACAUCCUUCAGAAGGCGUAUGGUCGACAGCCCCAUAAAGCCUCGGCAUCCAACUUCGACUGGAUAUAUGGAGGUCUUCCCGCCCGCCUCCCGGCAUUCCGCAGCCAGUUCGGCACCAAGCCACUAUGUCUGGCUGGAGAGAUGUGGUGGUGA
Molecule: messenger RNA, 980 nt
Organism: Engraulis encrasicolus (European anchovy)
Lineage: Eukaryota; Metazoa; Chordata; Actinopteri; Clupeiformes; Engraulidae
Exons: 5
Coding region: 63-980 (305 amino acids)
Source: RefSeq, a predicted model, not a curated record